Sphenostylis stenocarpa is the source of this 1722-nucleotide messenger RNA. NCBI's taxonomy places the organism in Eukaryota, Viridiplantae, Streptophyta, Magnoliopsida, Fabales, Fabaceae. The record is from the annotation of a GenBank genome assembly.
AUGAACGGAAAAGUAGUUGUCUCUGGUGUUUCCCUCAUCCUUGUGGUGGGUGUUGCCAUCGGUGUUGUGGUUGUGGUUAACAAAAAUGACUCUGAUCCUCACAUAGCUUCUCAACAGAAGUCUGUGAAGGCAAUGUGCGAAGGCACCGAUGAGCCUCAGCUUUGUCACGAAACUCUCAGCAGUGUGAAAGGCGAAAGCGCCUCAGACCCAAAGGUUUACAUACAAGCAGGAGUGGAAGCAACGAUGAAAAGCGUGAUCAAAGCUUUGAACAUGAGUGAUAGGCUCAGAGUGGAGCAUGGAGACCGCGACCCUGGCAUAAAAAUGGCUCUGGAUGAUUGCAAAGACUUGAUAGAAUUCGCGUUGGACAGCAUCGAGUCCUCGGCUAACUUGGUUAAUGACCAGAACCUUCAAGCGCUGCAUGACCAAUCCCCAGACUUCAGGAACUGGUUGAGUGCUAUAAUCGCGUACCAGGAUUCAUGCAUGGACGGGUUUAACAACGAGACAAACGGCGAGGAAGAGAUUAAGAAAAAAUUGAGUGAAGAUGGUUUGGACCAUAUGGGAAAGCUCACGGGCAUAGUCCUUGACAUUGUGACAAACUUGUCCAAAAUCCUUGAGAGUUUUGACCUGAAGUUGCAGCCGACCCCCGGUUCUCGUCGUCUUCUAGAGGUGAAAAAUGCAGGACUCCCUUCGUGGCUCUCUGCUGCAGAUCGGAGGCUCCUUGCUAGAGUGGGGAAAAGGGCAGCAGCCGCACCAAACGUAGUGGUUGCCAAGGAUGGUAGUGGUAAAUUUAAAACCAUUAAGGAAGCUAUUGACUCCUACCCUAAAGAUCUCAAAGGCAGAUAUGUUAUUUAUGUUAAGGCUGGGGUGUACAACGAGUACAUCAUCAUUCCUAAGAAAUCAGCCAAUAUUCUCAUUUAUGGUGAUGGCCCUACAAGGACCAUUGUUACUGGUCGCAAAAACUUUGUAGAUGGCGUCAAGACAAUGCAAACUGCUACCUUCGCCAACACUGCACCAGGAUUCAUCGCAAAGUCAAUGGCAUUUGAGAACACCGCUGGAUCGAGCAAGCACCAGGCAGUGGCAUUCAGAAACCAAGGAGACAUGUCAGCAAUCUUCGACUGCGCAAUGCACGGUUACCAAGACACAUUGUAUGUCCACGCGAACCGUCAAUUCUACCGCAACUGCGAAAUCUCAGGCACCAUCGACUUCAUCUUCGGAGCAUCUGCUGCUUUGAUCCAGAACUCCAAAAUCAUCGUGAGGUUGCCAGACCGUAUCCAGUUCAACACAGUGACAGCUGACGGAAGGAGUAAGAAGAACAUGGCCACAGGGAUCGUGCUCCAGAACUGCGAGAUAGUGCCAGAAAGGGCUCUGUACCCUACUAGGUUUCAAGUUAAAUCGUACUUGGGGAGGCCGUGGAAGCAAUAUUCAACAACAGUGAUUAUGGAAUCCAGCAUAGGUGACUUUAUUCAGCCAGAAGGGUGGGCCGUUUGGAGUGGGAACCUUUAUCUUAACACCUUGUACUAUGCUGAGUAUGCUAACAGUGGACCUGGUUCCAAUCUUCAGAAAAGGGUCAAGUGGAAGGGUUACCAUGGAAGUAUUCAAAAACCGGAAGCCACAAAAUUCACUGCUGCCCAAUUCCUCAAAGGUGGACCUUCCGGAAAUGCUGAUGAUUGGUUGAAGGCUACGGGGGUUCCUUACACGGUUGGAUUCAUCAAACAAAAAUGA